Molecule: messenger RNA, 1060 nt
Organism: Thecamonas trahens ATCC 50062
Lineage: Eukaryota; Apusomonadida; Apusomonadidae
Exons: 1
Coding region: 90-764 (224 amino acids)
Cellular component (GO): nucleus; cytoplasm
Molecular function (GO): protein binding
Source: RefSeq, a predicted model, not a curated record
AAAUAAAUAGCCCGGCGGGAAAGUCAAAGGGCAUAGGGGUGUGGGAUAGGCAAGGCAAACAAGUCAUACUCCUCUGGACAACAAUCGCCAUGGGUGCCAACAUGACCAAGGACAAGCUCCGCAAGCUGGUGGAGAACGACGACGCCAAGCACAUUGCCAAGGCGCUGGAGGCUGACCCGGCGGUGGCCACAACGACAUACCCCGAGCUAUAUGACGCCUCGGUCCUGCACUUUGCGGCACGCAAUAACGCGGUCAAGGUGAUGAAGCUGCUCAUCGACGCCGGCGCCAACGUCAACGCGCUGGACGAGCGCGGCCUCUCGCCGCUCCACGAGGCGGCGCGCAACGGGCAGCCUGGGCCCAUCAAGAUGCUCCUCGAGGCCGGCGCCGACGCCAGCGCCUGCCGUGGCGAAGACGGCACCACGCCGCUCAUGGACGUCCUCAAGUACGCCGGCAUGCUCGAGGGAACGAAGGAGGAAUGGGACUUACUCGACGCUCGCGCCGAGUCGAUCGACGUCUUCCUUGCCCACUACGCCGAACACGACGAACUCGACAUCAAUCAGGUCGCCAAGCCGUCGACUUCGGCCGCCCUGGACUGGACCAUGGGCAAGACAAGCGCACUGGACGACCCGGCUGGCCAGGCCCGCGAGGCCGAGUGGUUGGCCAGCAUCCACGCCAAGAUUGCGGCGGCCGGCGGCGUUCUGGCUGACCCCGAGUUCUUCGAGAACCUCGCCGCCGUCCGCGCCCUCCAGGAAGACGCGGCCUGAGCGCUGUUUAGUCUUCAUUUGUGCUCGACCAAGACAAACGGCUGGCUACUGGCUACUGCAGAUCGCGGAGGCGGUCCAGCUCCUGGACAUUCUUGUUGUUGCGGAACGGGACUCCGGCGUCGAUGAGGCGGUCGACAGUGUGUGCAAAGCCGCAGGUGGCGGCAAUGUCGAUCGGCGCAUCGCCCGACGCCGUCGUCGCGUUGAGGUCGGCGCCCGCGCCAAUGAGGGCGUCGACGAUGGCCAGGUUCUGAUGCUGCGAGGCGACGCAGAGGCAGGUAAACCCGUCAGCGUCACGC